Antechinus flavipes (yellow-footed antechinus) is the source of this 3073-nucleotide messenger RNA. It is a transcript of the gene TMEM44, whose product is annotated as transmembrane protein 44. The record is from RefSeq and is a predicted model, not a curated record. The transcript has 11 exons. Lineage: Eukaryota; Metazoa; Chordata; Mammalia; Dasyuromorphia; Dasyuridae. The coding region runs from base 30 to 1457 and encodes 475 amino acids.
AGCGGCUCGGAGCGGCGGCGGAGCCGGCCAUGCGGAGGAGCCUGUGCGCCGCGGAAACGCCCCUGGCGGCGGCCGGGCCGGCCUCGGAGGCGCCGCCCGCGCUGGGGGACUGGGACUACCUGGCCGGCUGCUUCGCCCACGACAGAGUGUGCCUGUCCUUCGGCCUGUGGCUGCUGGCCGCCCUGCUCUGGAUCGCCGCCCACGUCCUGUGCUUUUACUUGGGAUGCUGCAAGAAGUCCAGCCGGGACCGGUCCGUACUGUGCGUGAUUUACCGCUUCGUGGGCAGCCUGAGUGACGCCUUUGGGGCCUUGCUCUCCAAGCAAAUCCCCAUCCAGGUCUUCACCGGCAUCUACCUGGCGGCCAUCGAGGUGGUUAACCUCAUGCUGCUGCUCUUCCCCAUCUGCGGCUCCAAGAUCAGGCCCCAGCUGGGUCGAUGCUCCCAGGAGAGAUCACGGAGGAAACUCCGGGCCAGCAUGUUUGUCCUCAUCGUGCCCCUGGGGGUGGGCACUGGCUGGCUGGCCCUGGCUCCCCCAGCUCCAGCUUCCCUGGAAUUCCACGGAGCACAGAGAAGGCUUCUGGGAAGCGUGCUGCAGGAAAACACAGAAGCCCUCGGCUACCUGCUUGGGGGGGUUGGACUGAUUGUCUCCUGGACUUCCCGGAUCCCUUCAUUCUCCAAAAUAUACCGAGGGAGAGCGUUUCCGUGUCUCCACCUGUGGGCGCGCGGCUUCUCGGCCCUGGCCGGCUUCCUGUACGCCUCCGCCAUCGUGGCCCACGACCGCCGGCCGGACUCCCUGCUCCGCGCCCUGCCCUGGCUGCUCACGGCCCUGGGCGCCUCCGCGCUGGACCUCGCCCUUAUUUUCCUGUCCUGUGUGAUGCACAGCAAAAUGAGGGGAGUGCUGGGCUUUUCCGCCGAGGCCGCGGAGACCCCCGACAGGCAGGCCCUGCUGCCCUUUGCUGAAAGAGAGGAAGAUGAGCGGCAGGAGGAAGUGGAGGAGGAAAAGAAAUCCAACUGGGUCCCGCUCCACAUGCUCCCCCACACCAAGUAUCUGCACAAGAUGGCGGCCAUCGGGCGUUACAUGGAGCUGACCAUCGAACACGUACAGGAGGCAGGCUGCAGCAGCGCGAGGUCGCUGGGGGACGGCCACGCCACCGCUGGGGACCCCUUCCUGCAAGCCCCCCCGUCCCUGCUGGAGCCCCCCACCUACCCCCCCAUCCAGGUCAUCCACGCCAAGGUGUCUUCCAGCAGCUCCUCCGAGGUGUCUUCCAUCAACUCGGAGCUGGAGCAGAAGUACUGGGAGGCCCUGAACUCGGAGCAGUGGGAUCGGGAAGAUGCGAACCUUCCGUGGAGCAGAGGAGGCUGGGAGACGGCCCGGCCUCUGGCCCAGGAGGGGCCGGGCCGCCAAACCCACCGAGCAGCAGCGACGCCCAGUGAGGCCGCCCACCGGGAGGCACCAUGAGGGAGCGGGCCUCCGGGGAGCUGGCGCCCGCGGGCCAGGGACGGCCUUCCGCAGACCUCCCCCAGGCGGCAAUGCCACGGGGGCAUUAGAGGGCAGGAAGACUCCCCGCGGAGAACGCUCUGCCAAUGGACCCCACAACGAGGGGCAAAAGAUGCCGAGGAGUGGGGGGGGCCGCGGAUCCGAGCCAAGCCUGGCCGACCCAGACUGUCCCCUGUGAAGGUGGCCCAGGCUGGGGUGCGGGAAGAGCCAGCCCUUCUCAGGGUCCGUCAGAACUGCCGGCCUGGAUCACUCGGCCUGCGCUGGGAGCCCGAGGGGUCCAGAUUGGCCACGGCAAGGGGAGGACCUCCCAUCCCGGUGGAUGCGGCCUCUGCGCCCCUCCCGUUCCCAGCGGGGUCGUCAGGGCCACCACUGACUCAGGAGAGCCUCACCUGUCCCCUCUGCACCAGCCAUUCGUCCAUUCAUUCAUUCACCAGCAUGUGUUAGGUCCUUCUGGAACCGGCUGCAGGGCUGGGGAAACUGAGGCUGAGAGAACUUCUGCCCUCAAGGAGAGGCUGCCUUCUGCGAGAAGCCCAGAGCUCCAGACCAGGCUGGAGAAGGUCCUUGCAGCGUCACUGUUGCAACAGGAGGGGAGGAGGGAGUUCUGCUCCUGGACUCGGCCUCCUGCGGACCAGCAGGGUGGGCAGAGUGGGGGCCGGAAGCGCCCACCCGGGGCUUUCCUCCGGCCUGUCUCCAGCCCAGCCCUGCUGGGAGAGCUCAGCGCUCCCCCCCAGCGGGGCCUUCACACCUGGUGAGAGCCCGAGUUCUCCCUGCUCCCCACAUAUUUGGGGGAAAGUGUGAGCCCACGAGGAGAGGAGGUAUCGGCACGGCCUUCCUCCAAACCUGACCUUCCCCCAAACCUGCCCUUCCCCGUGCCUCGCAGCCGAACUCCCUCGAAAGUCCCCGGGGAUGUCUUCGUGGCCACGUCCCGCCUUUUUUCAGCCCUCUUGCUCCCAGGAUCCCCAGCAGCCUCUGACGCUCUCCUUCCUCUCUGGGCUCCUCCUGUAAGAUGUCCCAGGUGUACAUGGGAGGCGCUGGCUUGUGGAGGAGGGGAGGGAGGAGCCUCAGAGGGAGCCUCAAGGCCUUCCUCCCUGCUGUCCUCCCUACUGUCCUCCCUGAGAGUCUGCGGGUCACAGAAGGCGCUUCCUCCUCCCGGAGCCAGCUCCCAUUCUCCUUUUCUAAUUAUUUUAAAGUGUCCCAAAGGGUUUCCAUGGACUUCGAACUCACUUUUAUUUAUAAAAAUAGGAAAAUGCCAUGUUUUCCACCGGGUUUCCAGAACACCACCGAGGGAGGCUGAAAGGCCUACCUUUGCAUGGCUGGUGGAUAGGGCUGAGAAGUGGGGGCCGGCUUCCCUGCGGGGAUGCUCCUCACAGGCCCCGGCAGCCCCCAAGCCAAGGACUCCCAGAGGGCCCAGAGCGGGCCCCUCACUGAGGCACUCUCAGCAUGGGGGGGGGGGGGCGAGGUCUUCCAGAAAUGUGGCGCCUCCCACUGCACGCUCUCCAAGCCCCCCGGAGUCUGGGAUCUUUUAGCCAGAGCAGCCAUGUUUUUGUACGAGGAAUCGAUAAAGUUUUCCCACAGUA